Molecule: messenger RNA, 2675 nt
Organism: Sinocyclocheilus anshuiensis
Lineage: Eukaryota; Metazoa; Chordata; Actinopteri; Cypriniformes; Cyprinidae
Product: rho GTPase-activating protein 26-like
Exons: 23
Coding region: 341-2635 (764 amino acids)
Biological process (GO): signal transduction
Cellular component (GO): cytoplasm
Molecular function (GO): protein binding; GTPase activator activity
Source: RefSeq, a predicted model, not a curated record
CCUACAGACGCGUUUAAAAACGCCCAAGCAGGAGUCCGCAAUUACCGCGUUUUCUUUUAUCAUCACCCUGCAGCGGAACAUUAUGACGUCGUCAUGAGAAGCGCACGGGUCUUCUUUGGAGUCCCUUCGCAGCAAAAUAGUUCCUUCUUUUGCGCAGCGGCGUUGUAGACCAGAUGCACUUGUGAUUUCUGUUUUUGUUUUGGUUGUUAGAAAGCAUCCGUUUCCGACUACAGCUAUGUAGUUUCUAACUUCAAUGCUUUUUAUGAUUAGUUAAAGUUGCAUUUAACUUGCAUCUGCAUUGCAUUGCACUGUUGUCCUGGGCUGUGGAGCUGGAGGAAGUAUGGGACUGCCUGCGUUAGAGUUCAGCGACUGCUAUGUGGACAGCCCUCAGUUCCGAGAGAGGCUGAAGUCUCAUGAACUGGAAUUAGAGAAGACCAAUAAGUUCAUCAAGGAGCUGAUUAAGGAUGGGAAAGCUUUAAUUCAAGCCCUGAAAAAUUUGUCCACUGCGAAGAGAAAGUUUGCAGAGUCACUGAACGAGUUUAAAUUCCAGUGCAUUGGCGAUGCAGAAACAGAUGAUGAGAUAUGCAUUGCCAAAUCACUUCAGGAGUUUGCUGGAGUCUUACAGAACCUGGAAGAUGAGAGGACACGAAUGAUUGAAAAUGCCAAUGAUGUGUUGAUCUCGCCACUGGAGCGUUUCAGGAAGGAGCAGAUCGGAGCUGCAAAGGAGGCCAAAAAGAAAUAUGAUAAAGACACAGAGAAGUACUGCACAGUGUUGGAGAAACACCUCAGUCUGUCUGCAAAGAAAAAGGAAGCACAUCUUCACGAAGCGGAUAACCAGGUGGACAUAGUAAGGCAGCACUUCUAUGAGGUCUCGCUGGAAUACGUCUUCAAAGUGCAGGAAGUUCAGGAGAGGAAGAUGUUUGAGUUUGUGGAGCCGUUGCUGGCUUUUCUACAGGGUCUGUUUACAUAUUAUCAUCAUGGGUACGAACUGGCCAAAGACUUCAACCAUUUCAAGACAGACCUCACAAUCAGCAUUCAGAAUACGCGGAACCGGUUCGAGAGCACUCGUUCAGAGGUGGAAUGCUUGAUGAAGAAGAUGAAGGAAAACCCGGACGAACAUAAGAGCAUCAGUCCGAACACAAUGGAGGGAUACUUGUUUGUGCAAGAGAAACGUUCCUUCGUGUCCACAUGGGUGAAGUACUACUGCAUCUAUCACCGAGAGCCCAAACGCAUGACCAUGAUGCUGUUUGAUCAGAAGUCUGGGGCCAAAAGUGGAGAUGAGGAAAGCUUUACGCUGAAAUCUUGCACCAGAAGGAAAACAGACUCCAUCGAGAAGAGGUUCUGUUUUGACAUUGAAGCCGUGGACCGGCCUGGCGUGAUCACCAUGCAGGCGCUGUCAGAGGAAGACCGCAGACUCUGGAUGGAAGCCAUGGACGGAAGAGAACCGAUAUACACCCUGAAUCGUGACAGCCAGAAUGAAGCUAUGGCUCAAUUAGAUGUCAUCGGCUUCAACGUUGUCAAAAAAUUCAUCUAUGCCAUAGAAACCAGAGGUAUUGAUGAACAGGGGCUAUACAGGAUCGUCGGUGUCAACUCCAGAGUGCAGAAACUACUCAGCCUGGCCAUGGACCCCAAAACCUGUGCAGAUGUGGAGCUGGACAGCACAGAAUGGGAGAUCAAGACCAUCACCAGUGCAAUAAAGCAUUACCUCAGGAUGCUGCCGGCCCCUCUCAUGACAUACCAGUACCAGAGGAGCUUCAUCAAAGCAGCCAAACUGGACAAUCCCGAGGCGAGAGUGGCAGAGAUCCACUCCAUAGUGCACCGUCUCCCGGAGAAGAACCGCCAGAUGCUGGAGCUUCUUAUGAAACACUUGGCCAAAGUGGCCAGUCACCACCAGCAAAAUUUGAUGACGGUUGCUAACCUCGGCGUAGUGUUCGGCCCUACGCUGCUGAGGCCUCAGGAAGAGACUGUCGCUGCAAUCAUGGACAUCAAGUUCCAGAACAUUGUGGUAGAAAUCCUGAUCGAGAACCACGAACGGAUUUUCAAAGACAUGCCAGUGUCUGGAGGAGGGCAGGGCAACUCCCAGCUCAACCUGCCCAGGCGGAGAAGUACAGACAGCAAGGCCCCGUCCUGCAGUGAGAGACCUCUCACGCUUUUCCACAACCCCUCAUUUUCAGAGAAAGUCAAAGUGGAGAAGAGGAACAGUGUGGUUGUAAACUCCAGUGCAGACUUGCCAUCAGUAAAUUGCAACAGCACACUCAACUGGACUCGACUCAACAGCCUGCCUUCCGGAGACGGAGACCAAGAUGGGCUUCAGCUGUCCAAGCAGAGUCGGCCUAAUUCACUCCCGGCUUCACCCAGUCCCACCUCACCGUGCUCCCCCUCAUGGCCGAUGUUCUCUGCCCCCUCCAGCCCCCAGCUGGCCUCCAGCACCUCCAGCGAAUCCUCCCCCGUCAGUCCUCCGCUACGAAAGGCACGUGCGCUAUAUGCCUGCAAGGCUGAACAUGACUCUGAGCUGUCCUUUAUCGCAGGCACCAUAUUCGAGAAUGUUCAUCCGUCAAGAGAACCAGGCUGGCUGGAGGGCACCUUGGACGGGAAGACAGGGUUAAUUCCGGAGAACUACGUGGAGUUUGUGUAGCUGGGAGUCAAUGAAAGCGGUGAGGCACAGAGCCCGCUUU